CCACUUGUGGCCACUUCUGUGAGACCUGGAUGCUUGGGGAGACUAUUCUCACACGCCCAAAAAGACUGACAAGUACAAUUUGUAUACGUUUUUUUUUUUAAACCAAUCUAUUGAAAGAAAAUGAUUGAUGCUGUCAAAUCUGACAGCUGCUUCUUUUUAAACUUUUUAAAAUAUGAUUGAACACGUUGAUGGGGAACAUAUUUAUGAUUUUUAUACAUUGUAUCUUUUAUUUAUACUUUUCUAUCUUGAUGAUGCCAAAGUUGACUGAGAUUAUGCUUAUUUUUACGAGAGGCAUGUGGUGUCAUGAUGGUGAAUGCACACAGGUAGAAAUUGGUCAACGUUCUUGAGCAUUCAAAUUUGAGGAAACUUUUUUUUCUCAGUAUUUUAAAGACACAUUUGAGAGGAUUCAUGAGAGUCACUCAAGUGUCCUGUGAAACUUUAUCGAGACUUUCCCUCCCAGUGGAGCGGUACCACCGGAGUUGACCGCAUCUCUUCCCGGGAUCAGCGACAGGACGACGGCUGCCUCAUGAUGAGCUGUCAACGGGUCCUCACCUACCUGCGGAUAUUUGGUACCACCAUGUUUGGCGUGUCCCUCUUGGUGGGCAUCUCCACAGCCUACAUCAUGGGCUACCAGUUCUUCACCACAGCCCACAACCACCUAUCCUUUGGACUGUAUGGAGCCAUCUUGGUUGUCCAUCUCAUUAUCCAGAGCCUCUUUGCACUCUUAGAACAUCGAAAUAUGAAGCGGUCAUUAGAGACACCAAUCAAACUGAAUAAAUCUUUAGCGCUGUGUAUUGCGGCGUAUCAAGAGGACCCAAACUACCUGAGGAAAUGCCUGGUGUCAGUGAAGAGGCUGACGUACCCUGGAAUCAAAGUCAUCUUGGUGGUCGACGGGAACUCAGAUGAUGAUUUGUACAUGAUGGAAAUUUUCAAAGAGAUCAUGGGAUGGGACAAGGUCGCCACCUAUGUGUGGAGGAGUAACUUUCACAGCAGGGGACCCGAGGAGACGGAUGAGAGCUACGCCGAGAGCGUUCAGCAGAUAUACAGACUGGUGCUCAACAACAAGUGUGUGUGUAUCAUGCAAAAGUGGGGAGGCAAACGAGAAGUCAUGUACACAGCCUUUAAAGCACUUGGGAGGAGUGUUGACUAUGUCCAGGUGUGUGACUCUGAUACCAUGCUGGAUCCAGCAUCAUCGGUGGAGAUGGUAAAGGUUCUUGAAGAGGACCCUAUGGUUGGAGGUGUUGGAGGAGAUGUACAGAUCCUAAACAAAUAUGAGUCGUGGAUCUCCUUCUUAAGUAGUGUACGAUACUGGAUGGCCUUCAACAUUGAGCGGGCUUGUCAGUCUUACUUUGGCUGCGUGCAGUGCAUCAGCGGGCCUUUGGGAAUGUACCGGAACUCGCUUCUGCAUGAGUUUCUUGAGGACUGGUACAAUCAGACCUUCAUGGGAUCACACUGCAGUUUUGGGGAUGACCGCCACCUUACGAACAGAGUGCUCAGUCUUGGAUAUGCAACCAAGUACACUGCACGGUCAAAGUGCCUGACAGAGACACCGAUUACUUACUUGAGGUGGCUGAAUCAGCAGACUAGAUGGAGUAAGUCCUAUUUCCGAGAAUGGCUCUACAACUCCAUGUGGUUUCACAAACAUCAUCUCUGGAUGACCUAUGAGGCUGUGAUCACUGGGUUCUUCCCAUUUUUUCUCAUUGCCACUGCAAUCCAACUAUUCUACCAAGGAAGACUAUGGAAUAUUCUGUUGUUUCUUCUCAUUGUACAGGCAGUCGCCCUGAUCAAGUCAACAUUUGCCAGCUGUCUCAGAGGCAACAUUGUCAUGGUGUUUAUGUCCUUUUAUUCUGUACUGUACAUGUCAAGCCUGUUGCCAGCCAAAAUGUUUGCAAUUGCAACAAUCAACAAGUCUGGGUGGGGGACCUCUGGGAGGAAAACAAUAGUGGUAAACUUCAUUGGUCUAAUUCCAAUAUCAGUUUGGUUUACCAUCCUUUUCAUUGGGAUCAUCUACUCCACAAUUCUGCAGACUAGAAAACCCUUCCCUGAAUCAGAAAUGCUGAUUCUGAUUAUAGGGGCGGUUGUCUAUGCCAGUUACUGGGUGAUACUUUUGUCUUUGUAUGCAGUGCUCAUAUGCAAAUGUGGUAAGAGAAAGAAGGAAACACACUAUGAUAUGGUGCUGGACGUAUGACUUCUUUACUACAACACUCCUUAUUUACCACAGAGAUGGUAGUUUCCCUGAAGAUGCUCUUCUGAUAAGCCAAGCAUCUCUGGAGUUGAGUGUUGAGUUAAACUGCAGUGGGCAAAACCAAAAUACUCAAACUUGAAUGGCAAGAAUUAAAAAAAAUGACAGUGCUGCUUUGUGUUCUUUCAGGCGUACAAUAGCAUUCAAAAUUGGGGGACAACACUAUCAAUUAGACUGCCAAUAUUUAUUUUUAAUGGUUUUGUUCAUCUGAAGAACAGCUUCUAUAGGCUUGCUACUGUUAGUGAUGAUGACUCAGUAUGGCAAGAGGAACCAUUGUUUUGUUGGCAGCAAGAAUGCAAGACUUUGUAUCGAUAGCUACCUCGUAGACUUGUCAUGUUCACUGGGCUUCACUAUUACUUUAGCAUCUCAGCCAAAGAAACUGUGGAUCACGCUCAUUAAGGUUUUCCUCAACUGUUAUAUACACUUCAACUCCAGAGCCGAAUUUUGCAAAUUUGUUGAGCCGAACUACAAAAGUAACUAAUCAGGUUGUUUUUUAGUUCCGCCAUCAAUUACACAAUAUUGAGCUUGGGAAUAUGAAUGGUACAUACGGUAUCAAUAUGAAAAAACACAUGGGAAUAAUUUCUUUGCAUAAUCCUAGUUGUUCUGGAUGCCAUAUAAUGUUGUACCUUGUCAGUGUUUUAGGAAGAGCCAAAUUAGGCAGAGUUAAAGUUUGCAGAAUCGGCUAUAAAACUGAAAGCUGCUUUCUUUCUGUUAUUGUUUUCAAGUCAUAUGGGGACAAUCUUGUACAGUUCACCUUCUUUACUUGAUGAACAAGUAAAUAUCUUGGUGAAACUAAUUACUCCACCAUAUUCUGACAAGGCAGCACUUGCUGAGUGUUAAAUAUACUGUAUAUAUACUUUAUACUGUUAUAUACCAAUACCAUUUUUUUUCAAAGAUAAAACAAAUUAUUUAAAAAUAAAUUACAUGCAAGUGCACAUCUGUUCGCAGUCAUUGUGCUGUGAAUGAAAUCAAAGCAAAAUAAUCACUCGGCAUGUAAUCAAAUCCAUGAAAACAGACUUCUGAAUGUGAUAAGUGAGAAGUGUACACCCAUAUGACUUGAACGCGGUAUCUUUCGAUACGUUUACAAAGUGAAGAAUCUCAAACUGAUCACUGAUUGGUAGAUCUAAUCUCCGCCAGAUCAAGUGAACAUGUGACCAGAAGAGAGACUGUGUGUAAUUGCUGCUGUGACAAUGUAAUUUUUGUUUCUGCUAAUUAUUUGUUGAAAAAAUGGGUUUAAGACUAUAUUUUUUAUCAAUUUCUUUUUUUUCAAGUUGAAUGAAAAACCGCCAAUCCAAAGAUCUCGUGAUUGAUGCUUUCCACAUAUUCUUGUGCUCACUUACUUUCAUCAUGGUAGGUUUCGCUACGUGUUUCUGCUUCACCGUGAUGAAGAUGAAAUGUUUCACUUGGAGGGAGGAAGCAAAUGUUACAACAUAACGGGAAUGCUGAUAAAAAGAAAGUGAAUAAAUGAGGAGAGGAACUACAAUUCUGGAGAGAAAUGUGUUUGCUAUAAGAAAGCCAGGAGAAGACACGAGUUUAACUCCUAUGCACUUUUACGUCUCUCCAUUGUCCUUUAUAAUGCAUGGUAUAAUCAAGAUGAACUACCUCAGUGGUUCUCCAUGCAGGAUGCCAUCCAAAGACUAAUGCAUUCUGAGGGCUCAUGUAAUUUAUGACCUGUUUGUUAAAUAUAAGUGUCCUUUUUAUACGCAGUAAAGCUGGAUUCCUCUGCCUCGUCUCGGCCUUUUGCUGUAGCUGUUUACUUAUUGUUGCCUGUAUUUCCGUGUAUUUUUAUAUUAAUAUAGACACGUUGAUUCUAUUUUGCUUUGCUACCAAAGAUUCUUUAUUUUCGUUCAUGUUUUUCUAAAAGAAACUGAAUAUAUAUUUUGUGCUGUCAACUGUUCUGACAUUGACUUGUUUAUCUGACCAAACAAUGUGAAGUUAUGAGCUGUUUUUUUUUUUUAUCUGCAAUAACGGCAAUAAAAAAAAAAAAAGCAAUUUGUAGGAAUAAAUUAUUGAAUUCAAGAGAGAAGAGGAACCUGUGAUUUUGUAGAAAAUCUGCAUAUUUAUAUUGAAGCAUUAUUUUUGCUUGUAGCAUUCUGGACAUGUAAGACUGUGCUCUUGUUGAGGAUACAAAGUUACGAUGCAAAACAAAAUAAAUACAUUAUAUUCUACAAUGUACCCUACUGCAAUUGUCAUGCUGAUUUAAUUACAUUUAAUAUGUGUGGCAAUGGAGGCAUGGGAUUUUCACAUAGGCAAAUAUUUCAUUAGUCAAGUGAACAUAAUUGGUGUCAUUUGAUUGUGGAGUUUAAAAAAACAGUUUUCACUGAAAAAUCUGUUGAUAAUCUGACAGGAAAACCAAUGCAGAUGCAUAACUGUCAAAAUAGACUUAUUUAAAAUCAAUCAGUAUACAAAUCCUGUUUUAUACUACAUAUAAGGUUCUUUACUUAACAAUAUAACAUGUUUUUUUUGUUUUUGUUUUGUUUUUUAACUUUGAUAAAC
Molecule: messenger RNA, 4738 nt
Organism: Dunckerocampus dactyliophorus (ringed pipefish)
Lineage: Eukaryota; Metazoa; Chordata; Actinopteri; Syngnathiformes; Syngnathidae
Gene: has2
Product: hyaluronan synthase 2
Exons: 4
Coding region: 527-2188 (553 amino acids)
Biological process (GO): hyaluronan biosynthetic process; extracellular matrix assembly
Molecular function (GO): hyaluronan synthase activity
Source: RefSeq, a predicted model, not a curated record